GUGUGCGCAUGUCAAAAAAGUUUGUUGUACGAGGUGGCGGACGUGUUUCGGCAACUCGAAACUCGGAAUUUUCGAAAAAGUGUGAAUAUUUUGAAAAGAAAAGUGUCUAUGAAUACGACGGCAGGUGCCAAGAUCCCGCCCAUAACCAUGAGCAAGCUGUACAUCGGCAAUUUACCGACGGAGACGAACGAGAACGCCCUCAGACAAUUAUUCCUCGAGCAAAACUUGUCUUGUACCAAUAUUUUGGUGAAACGUGGAGGUUAUGCGUUCGUGGACUGCCCGGACCAGUCGUCCGCCGACAAAGCCAUCGACAAACUCAACGGUUUUAAUUUUAAUGGAUCUUCGCUGGUUGUGGAACCGUCAGUAGCUUCAGGCAAAAAAAGGGGGUCAAUUGGUGGUUUUCCAGACGUGCCUUCAAUGCAAGUCGGUAAUGGAUGGAUUUCAACAUCAAAAAUAAUUAUAUCCAAUUUGGGUCCAAACGUCCGGUUCGAAGACAUCGAACAUCUACUUUUACAACACGGAGCUGUCGUUGCAUGUGAUAAACUUACCUCAAAAGAUCCCACCACACAAACGGUGCAAGUUACUUUCGAAAGCACGGAACAAGCUCAACAGGCCGUAAAUCAACUUAAUGGUAUAGAAAUAGAUAGUAGACCCAUCAAAGUGGAAUUGGCUGUGGAAAAACGGGGCCGUAGAGGACCUCGCGGACUGGGCGCCCCCUUCGGGGGCUUGCCUGGUCAGAGUAGACAAACGGAUUUUCCAUUACGAAUACUUGUACAAAGCGAUAUGGUUGGGGCUAUUAUAGGGAGACAAGGAUCGACGAUACGACAAAUCACUCAACAGACGAGAGCAAGAGUCGACGUACAUAGAAAAGACAAUGUAGGAUCGUUAGAAAAAGCCAUCACUAUUUACGGAAAUCCGGAAAAUUGCACAAACGCCUGCAAACGAAUUCUAGAAGUUAUGCAGCAAGAGGCCAACAACACGAAUAAAGGAGAAAUAUGUUUGAAAAUUUUGGCGCACAACAACCUCAUCGGACGUAUCAUUGGCAAGGGCGGAAACACGAUCAAAAGGAUAAUGCAAGAGACCGACACAAAGAUCACCGUUUCGAGCAUAAACGACAUAAAUUCGUUCAAUUUGGAACGAAUCAUCACCGUCAAAGGAGCCAUCGACAAUAUGAGCCGAGCGGAGGCCCAAAUCAGCGCUAAAUUACGACAAAGCUACGAAAAUGAUCUCCAAGCGAUGGCGCCCCAAACGAUGAUGUUCCCGGGACUCCACCCGAUGGCGAUGAUGGCCACCGCAGGAAUUGGUUAUGGUUCAAGAGGUCUGUACACAGGUCAAGCCCCCUAUCCCGGAAUGUAUCCCGCAGGUGCGGCCCAAGGCGGAGGCGACAGUCAAGAAACGACCUAUUUGUACAUCCCGAACAACGCAGUUGGGGCCAUCAUUGGAACAAAGGGCUCACACAUUCGAAACAUUAUUCGAUUCUCGGGGGCUUCCGUCAAAAUCGCGCCCAUUGAUGAGACAAAACCUCAAGAAACGCAGAACGAAAGAAGAGUAACGAUUGUUGGCUCACCGGAAGCGCAGUGGAAGGCACAGUAUUUGAUUUUUGAGAAAAUGAGAGAGGAGGGUUUCGUCGCUGGAUCAGAUGAUGUGAGAUUAACGGUGGAAAUAAUGGUUCCUAGCUCGCAAGUGGGCCGAAUUAUCGGUAAAGGAGGUCAGAACGUUCGCGAAUUGCAACGCGUAACCGGAAGCGUAAUUAAACUGCCAGAACAGGGUUCUUCUCCUCAAGAGGAUGAAACAACGGUGCAUAUCAUCGGGCCAUUUUUCAGUGUUCAAUCAGCGCAACGCCGCAUACGCGCUAUGGUAUUGCAAUCAGUAGUGCCUCUUCAGGGAAGACCGCGUCAACCGCGCCAACCAAAAGACCCCAGCCAAUCAGAAGCCGCAGCUGCGUUGGACCCGCCACCACCGCAGCAGCAGCAACAACAACAACAACAACAACAACCACCACAACAGUAACGCCAGCUAGCAACAUUCACUGCCCUGUGCAUGGGUUUAUUCAUACCCUAUUGUACAAUUAACAUCUCGAGGCCUUCCACUAAUGCAAUAUCAUCCUUCCAGUCUUAGUCAAGCGUGAGUGUCAUCGUUGUUGUCGCCGAACACAACUAAAAUAUUGCGUGUUUUAAUUAAAUUAACAAGAAGAAAUGUGUGAACCGUGAAAUACCUCAGCAAGUGCUUUAUUACCGCCGCCAUUUUCGUCCAUUUUGUUCAGUUUGAUGAUUUUUUCCGCUUUACUGGAGUUUGUUUCUAGUGGAAUGUUUGGAGAAGGAAUUACAUGGUAUGGUAAACUACAGUGUGCCCAACGUUACAAUCUACCUCAACUAAUCAAAAUAAAGAGUUACAAGUUAUAGCCAUAGUAAAUUUCCGUUACGAGAACAGCAACCAACAGCAGUGUUUUCUUUUCUUGUACACACACACAAAUACACACACACACAACCUACCUGAUGAUGAAAGGACUACCAAAGACAAGGCGUUGUUGUUAUAUCGUUCAUAUACUUACUUCACUGGAUUUUGACCGCUCGCCGCACCUAAACUAUCGACGAAUUCAGCUGAAAAAUUCAAAAAUUUCUUUGUCAAGAGCAGUCACCGUUAUCCGUCUGAAGAGUCCCAACACUAGCACUACAUCAAAACAAGGCGAAAAGUUCCUCUGCAGAGUACCGGUGGCAGAGGAUGCGAGAUAGUCGCACAACAGAAGGACACAAGUCACAAUUCUUGCAUCCUCUGCGCUGUUAACGUGGCUGUUGUUAAUUAUUAAGUGUGAAUGAAGAGCUUUAAUAAGAAAAUUUUGAUAAUAUGCGAAAUUGUUGUGCGUGUCUUUUAUUAUUAUAUUGUGUUUUGAAAUUUGAAGAAGAGACGUGGCGCUCGCUCGCGUGCAACGAUCUUUUAAUUAUUUAAAAAUGGAAACUGUUAAGUGUGCGUGUGAAAAAAGACAUUUUUAACUCUAUUGUAAUAUUAUUGUUAGGAGAUUGUUAAAAUAAUGUUUGAUUAAGAUGCGACACGGUCUCCCAUUAUUAUUAUUAUUUGUUUAGAGGAGUAUCGAGGCCGGGUUGCAUCUUUUUUUCUUCGUGAUUGUUGCUGAAUUAUUAUAAUAAUACCAGAUAGGACAGCUGUUGCGGCCUUGCUGCCUUGCGUCAAGGUCGGCCGCGCCCCUGAUAGUACAAACUCGGGAGGUAUAGAUUGGGCCUAAGAGCCCCCGGUUUAGUCCGGACUUGUAAAAAAUAUUUUUGAUAAAAAUUGUUUGUUGGGGAGGAUAUUUUUUGUUAGAUUUUUUAAAAAAUAAUUAUAGCGGGGUCGCUAUUUUAAAAAAUUGUGAAAAAAUGGAUAUAUUAUUAUAUGAAUAUAUAUUUAUUAAUUAUGUAUAAAUGAAAGAGAAAAUUUGAAUUAUUUGUACAGAUUUAUAAGUGUGCCAAAGUGCGAAGAUGUUACCAGAAUGAAGUUCUGUAUUUAUUUAUUAAAGUUAGACUGUUCAAGGGUUCAUAUAUUUUAGAAAAACUGGCAGUCAUCGGUUCAGCACUUUCUGAUACCCCCAUUAACAACAACAAUCGGGCUCACACAAACUUUUCGGACACAAUCAUGCAAUCGUACAAAACGAAUACAAGUACAAAGUCUAGUUCAAAAUUCAAUUACCAUCCACACUAGUCUAAAAACUAGCGAAUAACAAAUUUCGUUUUUUUAUUUUAAAAAAUUAUUCGCCAGUUUUCAGUCUACAGUCGUCGAUCAAUCGAUCCAUUUAUUUCACACAACAUCAAAAAUCUAACGCAUUUCAUACCUAGAUUAUAAUUUCUGUUGCAAAAUUAAUAUUACAAACAUAUUCGGACUAUAACAAUUCUCCCCCACCCCCCAAAAGAAAAAGAAAACGACACUUGAAACGAAAAAUUCCAUCCAUCACAAAAAUCCGCCAAAAAAAAAAUUACAGACGUGUGCGACGAAAUAAUGGAAAUUUUUCGAAAAUGUGCGCGCGCAUACCGGUCUUAAGCUUCACCACAACUAGACUAACCGAUUCCAUGUAAUGCCUACACGUUUAAAAAUCGGUAAAUCAAUUGAUUAUAUUUAAAAGCAAAGGAAAAAACACUAUGUUAUGGUAUAAAUAGUGCCUAACCAAAGUCUCGCGUCGCUAAACGAUUUUGAGCGACAUUCAGAUUGCUUGUAGCAGAAUUGUGGGCAUUGUCAGUGUGUGUUUAAUCAAAAAUAAAUGUUGAAUUUUAGUUUUUUGCAGUCUGUUGUUGCACUCAAAGUUUAAAAACGUGUCAAAGUCGGCGUUCAAGUCGUUUAGAGACGCAGAUGUAUCUAUUAAAAAAGAAAAAGUAUAUAAAAAUAGUUAUAGUUUGAAUUGUAAUGCAUUUUCAUAAUUAUUUCAUUAAGUUAAUAGUUAAAAAGUGAUUUCAAGCAAACCGUUUUUUCGAGUAAAAAAGUUGCAUCUACAAUAGCAUGAAGAUAGGGUUUACGUGAAAUCAAACCAUCCUAUAUAGUAUAUAGUUAAAAGCUACUACAUGUAUAAUUCUUCACCUGAUGAAUUUUAUAGUUUGUCGUUUGAUUAUUUUAUUACAACCACUUAUAGUUAAUAGUAUACAUGUUGAAAGAAGAUAAAAACAAUGCUGGACGGAGACUGACUGUGCAAACCAGCCGCUUUAGAUUAGGUACCUUAGACACGGAUAAUCGUACUAAAGGUUACGACAUGGAAAGCGCAGCAGUACUUUAAUCACCACCAAAAACACUAUUAUUACCGUUUAGUAUUGUACAUUAUCCGAUCUAAGAAGUAAACUACCUCAUAUAUUUCUAUAAAAUUUAAUUUGUUGUUCAAGUUUUAAUUUCUUCUGGGUUUUCGAUAUAUUAUAUAAGUUUGAAAAUUUUCUGGUGAAUGCUAUUUGUACAACAGAAUCUUAUAUAGUUCAUAGUUGACAAAAAAAAAGUACUUGUGUAAGUGUGCCAUUCUUUUGUGAAUGUUAUUAUUGUAAAACUUUGUUUUCAUCAAUCAACAUCUACAACGCAGUCAACAACAAAUGUUUUCUCUCAGGAAUUAUAGCUCAGGACUUUUGAUGUUUUCUCCACAUUAUGAUUCGAUUUUUUCGGGCUUGCCUUACCAUAGUUUCCAUCUUAGAAAUAUAUUAUAUUUAUGAUCGGUCAAUCAGAUAUUAAAAAAAAUUAUUUGUUGUUUAAUGUAGAUGAUGAUUAUUAGUCAUGUGAAGACUUCAUUUUUUCAUAUGGCAGAGAUGUAAAUAUCUUCAUAGCUCUAUGUAUCUUAUCGGUUCUAUCCAGAAUGAAGUUUCAUGAAUUGGCAUACUUGAUUCAAUCGUUUGUUUGUCCAUUUAUUUCAGUAAAUAAAUAGUGUUCCCUUA
This is a messenger RNA of Tribolium madens (black flour beetle), 5387 nucleotides long. It is a transcript of the gene Imp, whose product is annotated as insulin-like growth factor 2 mRNA-binding protein 1. Gene Ontology annotation, molecular function: mRNA 3'-UTR binding. The record is from RefSeq and is a predicted model, not a curated record. The transcript has 10 exons. Gene Ontology annotation, cellular component: cytoplasm; cytosol; nucleus. Gene Ontology annotation, biological process: nervous system development; regulation of gene expression. NCBI's taxonomy places the organism in Eukaryota, Metazoa, Arthropoda, Insecta, Coleoptera, Tenebrionidae. The coding region runs from base 109 to 2010 and encodes 633 amino acids.